AUGGAACUGCAGAAGCUGCUGACCAUAGGAUUUCUGCUGUGCUCUCUGACUUGCAUUUUGUUGGAGACUGUAGUUUCCUCUUCGUCUGUAUCUGUUGCCUUUGGAAUGCAAGACAAAGCAGAGUUUGAAGAGCGCACAAGGGAAAACCGCAAAGCCUGGCCAGAUGACUUCAGGGGUUCUUUGUGGAUUCUGAUCAAGAGCUUCGUACCUCCAACAGCUAUUUUUGCUUUGUUUUUCUCUAUGAUGCUAAUGGGGAUCCUCUGCUGCCUCACGUAA
Chrysochloris asiatica (Cape golden mole) is the source of this 276-nucleotide messenger RNA. Its product is annotated as small integral membrane protein 9-like. The record is from RefSeq and is a predicted model, not a curated record. The transcript has 2 exons. Bases 1 to 276 code for a protein of 91 amino acids. Lineage: Eukaryota; Metazoa; Chordata; Mammalia; Afrosoricida; Chrysochloridae.